This is a messenger RNA of Dissoconium aciculare CBS 342.82, 1023 nucleotides long. Its product is annotated as ClpP/crotonase. The transcript is spliced from 2 exons. Gene Ontology annotation, biological process: fatty acid beta-oxidation. Gene Ontology annotation, cellular component: mitochondrion. Gene Ontology annotation, molecular function: enoyl-CoA hydratase activity. The record is from RefSeq and is a predicted model, not a curated record. Bases 1 to 966 code for a protein of 321 amino acids. Lineage: Eukaryota; Fungi; Ascomycota; Dothideomycetes; Mycosphaerellales; Dissoconiaceae.
AUGUUCUCCCAAGCUCCACGCGCCUGCCAACAUGGCGGCCGACAAUGGCUGAAGCAGCAGUUCACCGCCUACCACCAGAACCGCAUCAACAACAUCCUCACGACCACCACCGCCGCCCGCCGACGCACCUAUGCAACCUCGCUCUCCUCCUCCAUCCGAAUCAGCAACGUACCUGCCCCCCACGCCGGCGAGAUCACCAUCUUAUCGUUGAACCGACCCAAGGCGCGCAAUGCUAUUUCUCAGCAAUUGCUCGGCGAGCUGCGCGAGGUCGUCGAACGGUUACAUGCGGAUGGCGUGAAGAGUGGAAUUCGCGCCAUUGUGCUGGCGAGUGAAAGCGACGAUGCGUUCUGCGCGGGAGCCGAUCUGAAGGAGAGACUCACAUUCACGGAGGAGGACACCCGCGCCUUCCUCGCCUCCCUCCGUGGUACCUUCUCUCGCCUCUCGACGCUUCCCGUCCCGACCAUCUCCGCCGUCUCGAGCACUGCCUUCGGCGGUGGCCUCGAGCUCGCCUUGUGCACCAACUUCCGAGUGUUCGCCUCGACCGCCGUCGUCGGGCUCCCAGAAACCCGCCUCGCCAUCGUCCCAGGUGCAGGUGGAACCUACCGACUACCCGCUCUGAUCGGCGAGACGCGCGCGCGGGAUCUCAUCCUGACAGGCCGCAGAAUCGGCGGGCCGGAGGCAUAUUUCUUGGGCCUGUGCGAUCGUCUUGUGGAAGUCACCGAGGAGGAUACUAAGACUCCCGGUCUUGCGAGGGAGAAGGUCCUGGACCAGGCGAUGCAGAUGGCGAUGGAUAUCUGCGCGGGCGGACCGCUUGCGGUGGGCGCGGCGAUGCAGGCCGUGAAUGGAUGGAAGACUGGCGAGGAGAGUGAGAACGCGGCGUAUGAUAGCAUUCUGGCGACGGAGGACCGAUUGGAGGCGCUGAAGGCGUUUGGGGAGAAGAGGAAACCGGUAUUCAAGGGUCGUUAAAGGAAUAGUUCCCAUACAGUAAUGGCAAUGGCGUGACAGAAAAUGGAGGAAGAGGAG